Messenger RNA from Lucilia cuprina (Australian sheep blowfly), 1088 nucleotides. It is a transcript of the gene Kr-h2, whose product is annotated as Krueppel homolog 2. The record is from RefSeq and is a predicted model, not a curated record. Bases 38 to 832 code for a protein of 264 amino acids. Gene Ontology annotation, cellular component: membrane; endoplasmic reticulum. The transcript is spliced from 3 exons. NCBI's taxonomy places the organism in Eukaryota, Metazoa, Arthropoda, Insecta, Diptera, Calliphoridae. Gene Ontology annotation, biological process: membrane organization; endoplasmic reticulum tubular network organization.
UAUCCUUACAGAUCAAAAAAAAAAAACAACUUUAAAAAUGAGUAACGAAGCAGAAGAUCAACCACAAAACUCAACAAACUCCUCAACGUCACCACCCCAACCAUCAGCCAAUGUACCCGCCAAAAUGAUUGAACACUUUAAGGCCAACAAAGUUGAUGGUGCCAUGUGGUUUUUGCGUUUAUUAGGCAUUGUUUUUGCCAUGGGCUAUGUCUUGCCCAUAUUUGGCAAUCAACAGAGUGCCUUCAAUAAAGUUUUACUCUCAAAUGCUGCCGUUUCGGCACUGCGUCUGCAUCAACGUUUACCCUCCUUUACAUUUUCACGUGAAUUUUUAGCACGUUUAUUUGUUGAGGAUUCAUGUCAUUAUCUUAUGUAUUCAUUGAUAUUCUUUAAUGUACAACCAACUCUAUUGAUUUUAGUGCCAAUAGUAUUGUUUGCUGUAUUACAUGCCUCCAGUUAUUCAUUGAAAUUAUUGGAUAUUAUUGGUCAAAACUCCUGGUGGGGAGCACGUUUCUUAAUCUCCUUGGUGGAAUUCCAGGCAGCUAAUAUUUUAAAAGCCGCUUCUUUCUCCGAAAUCUUUAUUAUGCCUUUGGCUGUUGUCUUGACAUUUAUGGGAAGAGCUGGCCUUAUGACUCCCAUUGUCUACUAUCACUUCUUGGUUAUGCGUUAUAGUUCUCGCCGCAAUCCUUAUACCCGUAACGCCUUUGCUGAAUUACGCAUGACCGCCGAAAGUCUAGCUGCUCGUUCUCCUCCCGUUGUGGGGAAAGUAGUACGCGGUGGCAUUGCCUUUGUCAAUCGUUUGGCACCCGCACCCCAACCUGCCCCAGCGCAAUAAUUCUAAUUCAUUUCAUAUAUUUUUAUACAUAACUUUAUGUGAAACAUAUGUAUUUUAUUAAGAUCUAUUAUGCAUUAUUAGCGUUUAAUCGUGGAAGAACAAGUUCUUAUUUUUUUAAUCAUUGAAUAAUAAUUUUAAUAUCAUCUGAUCAAUACUUCCUUUUUCUUACUAUUUCAACACUAUUUAUGGUUGUUUCUCUUUAACUUAUUCCUUUUUUUUAAAUAAACCUUUACAUGUGUAUUUAAUUAGAAAUGAA